AUGAGCCUCGAGGCGGAGCGUCCCCUGCCGUUAUCGCUGUCGGACGCCUCUUUCACGACCUCACCGGCGCUGCAGCUCGGUUCCGAGCGCAGCGUCAGCGAGAUGGAGUUCGACAUGGUGGCGCCGGCACUCACUGCGACGCUGCUGCUGGCAAACACAUCCGAGGUGCCGCUGGGCUACAAGGCCAAGACCAACGCUCCGCGGCGCUGGCUCGUGCGCCCCAACAUUGCAGCCAUCCCGCCAGGCGGCACGCUCCGCGUGAGCCUGUCGCUGCUCGGGCCUCCGGGCAGCCUCCUCGCUGUUAGCUCGCUCAACGAGGACCGGGUGCUGAUCCUCUCGGCGCCGCUCGAGGAGGAGGAGGCGCAUCCGCCGCCUCACGCCGGCGCCGCCGACUCGGGAAGCGGCGUCGACGAGACGUCGUCGUCCUACUUGCCGUAUGAAGAGGCCGGCAAGGACAGCGUCCGGUCCAGCUCGGCGGUGCUUGCGGAGAAGGCGGCCGCGGCGGGGCCGGACGAGGAGGAGGAGGACGAGGCGGCGGCGGCGAGGCGCGAGAGGGCUGUCCGGUGGGCCGUCCGCUUGCUGCCCGCCGCCCGGGACGGCGCGGCCGCAGAGUGGGUCGUCUGGCUGGCGCGGCUCUUCGAGCUCUUCUUCGCGGCGAGCGACGAGCUCGAGCCGUGGCUCAAGUGGAAGGCGUACGACGUGGUGUGGGCCGCGCUGCUGCUGCUGCUCGCGCGCCGCUCGAGGCGGAUCGCGAGGUUACGGGAGGUGCUCGACCUCUGA
Messenger RNA from Emiliania huxleyi CCMP1516, 780 nucleotides. RefSeq lists its product as hypothetical. The record is from RefSeq and is a predicted model, not a curated record. The transcript is spliced from 5 exons. The coding region runs from base 1 to 780 and encodes 259 amino acids. Lineage: Eukaryota; Haptophyta; Isochrysidales; Noelaerhabdaceae.